Molecule: messenger RNA, 1376 nt
Organism: Nezara viridula (southern green stink bug)
Lineage: Eukaryota; Metazoa; Arthropoda; Insecta; Hemiptera; Pentatomidae
Source: the annotation of a GenBank genome assembly
UUCAUAUCUUAAACUAAGACGAUUGCGCGUUAAUAUCUAUAGAACAUUAUAUUUAUCAGCUGAGAAAUCUACCAGGUCACUGGGAGUUCUAAGAUUCAGUUUGUUUCCUCACGUCGUUUUAAAAAUGUUUUGCACAAGGAUGAUUUCCAUCUUCGUGUUCACAAGUAUUGUUGGUGGCGUAUUUGGGAGGACUAUGUUGUAUAAAAGUAAUUUAUUUAACUAUAGGUGUUGGUGAAGUUUGCAAAAGUGGACCUGACCCUUGGAUAUGCAAAACUCGGGAAAACUGUUCCACUCUAAAAAAAACCAUAGAAAAAGGUGUUCGGCCUGAUAUAUGUUCAUUUCUUGGCAAUCAGGCUGUUUUUUGUUGUCCACAUGAAAAUGAAUUUUUCAGCAGUGGUUCAACCUCGGGGUCUCAGCCUUCUGCUUCAACAAAAAAACCUUCAGCCCAGUCGAUUGAUGAGGAAAACAAUGUGUGGAGUUUAUUCCAAAUAUGUUUAUCAAAAUGUGACAAUUGCUCCAAUGCUACCUGGACAGAAACCAAGGAUCAUUAGUCUUCAAGAAUGUAGCAUUGAAACUCUAAUAGUUGGUGGAGUUGAUGCCAAGACUAAAGAAUUUCCUCACAUGGCACUAAUUGGUUUUGAAGAAAAUAAACGAAAGAAGAUUGAAUGGGUAUGUGGAGGAAGUUUAAUCAGCCCUAAAUUUAUAUUAUCUGCUGCUCACUGCAUUUUAUCAAACAGUUUCCAAUACUGGGUUAGACUUGGAGAUCUUGACACAUCGUCUGAAACAGAGGACAGUGAGCCUGAAAACAUCAAAGUAAUUAGAAAAAUAGGUCACCCUCAAUACAAUAGCAAUCUUCUGUAUCAUGACAUAGCACUGUUUGAAUUGGAAUCAGAGGCCAAACUUAGCACAUAUGUUCGUCCACUCUGUCUUCACACUAGCAAGGAAAUAGGAAGUGAAAAACUUGUGGCAUCUGGCUGGGGACAUACUAGAUGGCAGGGAAGGCGAAGUUCAAAACUUCAGAAAGUAGUUUUGCCACCUGUAUCCCAUCAAGUAUGCAGGGAAAAAUAUGGUAGAAAACAUCAAGACCUGAUUCCACAGGGUAUUUUAGAAGACUCAAUGUUGUGUACCGGAUCAGCUGAAGGAAAAGACACAUGUCAGGGUGAUUCUGGAGGACCUUUGCAAAUAAAACGUAAGAACAUAUUCUGCAUGUAUUCUAUAGUGGGAAUAGUGUCUUAUGGUAAAGGUUGUGCUUUGGGAUAUCCUAGUAUUUAUACAAGGGUGUCAAAUUAUGUACCAUGGAUUGAAAACAUUGUUUGGCCAUAGAAUUUUGAGCCAGUUGAAACCACAAUCAUCAAUAUAUCUACAUAAUCCAGUGC